Dendronephthya gigantea is the source of this 3003-nucleotide messenger RNA. RefSeq lists its product as uncharacterized. The coding region runs from base 383 to 2371 and encodes 662 amino acids. The record is from RefSeq and is a predicted model, not a curated record. The transcript is spliced from 3 exons. Lineage: Eukaryota; Metazoa; Cnidaria; Anthozoa; Malacalcyonacea; Nephtheidae.
CUAUAUUGUGAGCGAUAUUUGAGAGGCAAGUUGUUCUCUACCCCUCUGUCUUUACCCCUACAUAUACCGCGAUAGCUAAAUAAUAAUUUAGACUAAUCAUAUUAGUAAAAUUGGAGUAAUAAAUUGUGAGUGAAACUAACGAUGGCCGGAACCACGAAACGUUCUCUGAAAAAUGAUACGAAUGGGCCUGAAUACCAGGAGGAAAUAAUUAUUACUAGAAAUUAAUAUACUGAAUAAUUUACGAAGUAAAUUUAUUCAAAUCAGCUGGUUCGCCGCAAAAGCGAAACCGAAACAACAACAGAAUCAAACCUGUAAGACGAAAGAUAUUGACAACAUCGUAUUAGAGAAACGCGUCCUACAAUCUGACUGCCAUAUUAUCAUUAUGGACGUAAAGAAAGGACAUUGCUGGCGCUGUGAAAGAGCAACCAGAGAUUUUUUUGAAGAAUGCAGCCAGUGCAAGAUUGCUAACUAUUGCAGUAAGAAAUGUCUGAAAGAUGAUCGGUACAGACACAAUCCAGAAUGCGAGGUAUGGCGUCCCAAGGAAUGUAACAACCCCGGCUGUUUCGUGAAAGAAGGAUUAAAGGAGUGCUCAGGAUGUAGUGAUGCGUGGUAUUGCGGAAAAUCGUGUCAGGCUAAUGACCGCAGCAGUCACAAAAAGCUUUGCCAAAAGCUUGUGAAAAAUGUUAAAGAUGCUGCCGCAAAACAGCGCGACUACUUCAAGAAGCGAUCUGGUGGACCAAUUGCUCGACCAUAUUAUGUUGGAAACACCCUUGCUAUUGACAUGCUCAACCUUCAGGAAAAUGAGUGUGAUGUGAAGUUGGACAAAAGCAAACAAGCUAUCAACUUGAAAAGCGAUUUCCGCAUUUUGCACGCCGGGUGUGGUAACCUGCGGCAUACCAUCCUAACAACAGCAUCACUGCCCGAAGAUUUUAAGGGGAAAAUUUCCAUGACACUGAACGAUUUUGAUCCCUUUGUUCAAGCAAGGAAUGUUCUUUUUCUGUGCAUGAUGGUCGUAUUCGCGGCAAAACCUGGUAUUGCUGAACUAAUAACAACAUUCUGGUAUUCACUACACCUUUCCAGUAGUCAGUUCGAUUUUUUGAUAGAAUGUUUGACAAAACUCGCCGGUUUCAACAGCGCUGCUUUGGCCAGUGUUACCAAAGGUCUAUUGAACAUUUCCGACGAUCACAUGGCGCAAAUAAGAGAGGUUUGGCGCGGAUGGCUUAGUCUUCAAUGUGAGAAAAGUUCUCCUAAGUACAUUAACCUGAAAAUGACGCGUGACGUAUUUCGUAAUGCUAUGAAUCGUGAUCCUAAACAGAACUUUAACAAAUGGGCAUUUCUUCUAAAACGACAAGCCCCAGAGGAAUGCGUGAAAUCUCUCGAAAAGUGGCUUGAGGAUGAAAACUUCCAAGCAUCAUCUGAAACACUGCGAUACGACAACCCAACUUUGACCGGUUUUAACAUAUUUGAUGGUAAAGAUUACACCUUAACAGAGGCAUUAGAAACCCUGAAAUUUCCAAGGCGACACGAAUUUGUAUAUUGCGUAUCCGGAAAAUUAUCUGUAUUUGGAGAAUGGGACCAGUUGCUUGUUCAGAAACACAAUUUGAACAAAUCUUUAGUGCUCCGCUUCCACUCGUACAUUACAAGUCUCAUAGAGAAAACCAUUUCGCUUUUUAAAGACAAACGCUUGUCAAUCGAUGUUCAUGUGUGCAAUUACAUGGAAAUUCCAUCUCUGUUACCAUCAGAUGCUCAGUUCGAUCGCAUUUUCACUUCCAACAUCGCAGAUUUUCACGGAACGAAAACGGUGCUGAAAACCUUUAAACCUCUUUUGAAAACCAGUAACAAAAAAGCUGUUCUUGUUACUCAAUAUCAAACCUGGCAUUUCGCGCUCGAUGAAGCCGUAGUCGAGCGGAAUCUUAAACUUCCCAUCGAUGGAACAUACAAUCAGUUGUUGCUGGCCGCCAGAAACGAUACUGGAAGAAAAGACGUCGAUGAGAUGCUGAAAAGCUAUUCCAAGGUGAAGGGAAAUUCAAUGUUUUGCAUGAUGGACGAGGCAUCUGCUGUUGAUACACAGUCAAUGGUUGAUGCUAUGAGUAGAAUUGGCAUUGAUGAGUAUUUAACACAGGAGUAUUUCAAUAACAUGGUGUAUUUCGUUACUUAUUUGCGAGCUGAUCUCAUGGCCUGUGAUCCAUGUUUACCUGGAGAAAAAGUGGUCUCAUUUCAAGAUGUGACAAGCACGGAAGGAUUUAGGAUGAGAGAUUUUAGGCGUGAAUUGAAUAGCGUGGUGCCAUUUUCAUAUCGACGAAACGCCAGGCCAGUGAACUUACUAAAGGCGCUUCAACGCAUGGUUGAAUGGCGAUUGCCUGAUGACUAGAAUCACUGUACAACUCAAUUUGAAAAUCUUGAAAUGCUGAAGCAAACAUAACUAUACAUCAAUCAUAUCGAUAAUUGUCCAAAACUGUAUCAAACAUGCAUCGUAACUGUAUCCGAUAUCACAGUAAAAACCCAACGGCAACGCUCCAAAAUAUCUGAAUCACAACAAUUAACCAAGUGCGGCAUCUUCAGACUUCGGUUAAACUGUUAUGUUUUAUGCAUACCGUUUUUGCUCUGAUAUAUACGUGUAAAACGGUAAUUGUAACUUUUUGCAAGCAAUAGCAUAAUAUAACAAAUAAUAAUGUAUAUAGAAAGCUAAAUUUUGAACGAAAUGUUUCCCGAAACUCAAAAUGUUUACCUGAUAGUUAACUGAUAGAUAACUGAUAGACAAAUUAACGCCAUAGCUUAAUUUUGUCUGUUCCGUGGAGCAAAAUUUUUACAUGUAUGUCUUAUCAACGUAGUUUUAGAUUAUUAGAUAUAAAAAACACUAAAUUUUAACCUCAGUUAUUCUAAAUUAACCAAUCAAAACGCACAAGCUACUACUUGAGUGGUGGUUCGUUAAAAGAAUGUACAUGCACUGACGCACGACAUUUUCCAAAUAUCAUGAUUAUGAAAUAAAAACUUGUUUUCUUA